UGCUACAUUUCUCUCAAUGGAUGAUCACCAAUCUCUGUUCACUGGCAAAGUAAGUGCCAUACUAAUAGCCAUGGGCACUGCUAGCUUUGUGCUCACAAUCUACCAUCUCAUAAUCCUUUGCCGCAACCAACACCCUCACGCCACAAACCACAACUCCUCCCAACAAGAAAGGUCCAUAACUGCGCCAUCACCGUCAGCGCCGUCGCGGAGCAGGGAACAGAGUGCAUCUCUGUCGCACCUGAUUCCAGCCCACAAGUACGUAAAGAAGAAGAAAAAUGACGAUGACGUGGCAGAUGGUGACGGUGAUGAGGACGACGCGUGUGCAGUGUGUUUGGGAGACUUUGAGGAGGGUGAAGAGUUGAGGACUUUGCCCGAGUGUAUGCACUCUUUCCACGUGCCAUGCAUCGACACGUGGCUCCAUUCCCAUUCCAGUUGUCCCGUUUGUCGCCUCGAUGCCACGCCUUCGCCGGCGGUGAUCCACCGUUCGCCGGAGCUUGGUUCCGGUGAGUCCGAUGCACAUCACAGUAUAGAUAUGGUGCAUAUUGCCCUCGUCCAGAAUGGGCGGGUGAGACGGUGA
Messenger RNA from Abrus precatorius (Indian licorice), 577 nucleotides. RefSeq names its product RING-H2 finger protein ATL52-like. The record is from RefSeq and is a predicted model, not a curated record. The transcript has a single exon. Gene Ontology annotation, biological process: protein ubiquitination. The coding region runs from base 17 to 577 and encodes 186 amino acids. Lineage: Eukaryota; Viridiplantae; Streptophyta; Magnoliopsida; Fabales; Fabaceae.